This is a messenger RNA of Pan troglodytes (chimpanzee), 2771 nucleotides long. RefSeq names its product centriolar satellite-associated tubulin polyglutamylase complex regulator 1 (gene CSTPP1). Bases 1197 to 2165 code for a protein of 322 amino acids. NCBI's taxonomy places the organism in Eukaryota, Metazoa, Chordata, Mammalia, Primates, Hominidae. The transcript has 8 exons. The record is from RefSeq and is a predicted model, not a curated record.
GGUCUACUGGUUUCCCAGUCAUUCCUUUGAUAGCUUGAUUUUGUUUUCUUUGUCUCUUUUUCACAAACCUCACCUUGUUGGAGGGGGAGGGCACUAAAAAAGUGAGGACAGAGUGGCUUUUUCUGCUAUGUCUGAACUGUGUCUAGUGCUACAGAUCUCUGACCUGUUGUCAGGAGUGGAGAGGGGCGAAAAGAAAUAUUUAGGAACUUGAAAACCAGUGAAUAUUCUCUUAAAGAAGAAGUGAGCAAUUGGGCAUAUAGGGAAAAAAUCUAAUUGGUGUCCUCGUUUCUGCAGCCCCUCUCCCUCAAGAAGAGCAAUGUCUUGGUAGGAAAAAGGAAAGACACCUGGGAAAGGUACCAAAUAGUAAGGGCUAGGAAUAGAAAGAAGAACCAAAGAUAAAAAGGAAUUGAGCCUGGGCGCGGUGGCUCACGCCUGUAAUCCCAGCACUUUGGGAGGCCUGAGGCAGGAGGAUCACCUGAGGUCAAGAGUUUGCAGACCAGCCUCGCCAACAUGGUGAAACCCCAUCUCUACUAAAAACACAAAAAAUUAGCCAGGCGUAGUGGCGGGCGCCUGUAAUCCCAGCUACUUGGGAGGCUGAGGCAGGAGAAUCGCUUGAACCCGGGAGGCGCUGGUUGCAACGAACCGAGAUCACGCUACUGCACUCCAGCCUGGGCGACUGAGUGAGAAUUGAGAAGAAAUGGCAAUUAUCUCAGAGGACUUAAUGAGUACCUUUUGUGUGUCCAGCCGUCAUAGGCAGAAAAGACACAUCUCUGACCUCUAGAAGCAUCCAGGGUAUAUGCAUACGUAAGCACUUUGUAGCAAUUUAAGAUAGUAAAUACCAAAGAGAUAAAAAUAGCUAAUGGGAUACUAAGUGUUUAUGGGGGCCAAAGGGCGGGGGCUAUUACUGAGUUAGGAUAAACAGUGUAUAAAAGCAGGGAUAGUUAUGAAAUUCAGAAACUGCGUAUAUGGGCGGCUGACAGUAAUUCUUCGACACUGGGAAACAUAACGGAUUCAAAAGAAUUCUUCAUCUCAGAUUCCUCUAAAACCAAGUCUUCAAGAAUGGGAGUCCAAAGAAACCUGGACCAUCGUGAAGCGACUGCCCCCGGAACUUGAGUGGCCAGCUCCACUUUGCGACACGGAGACUGUUUGUGUGACACCUCCUCCAGCUCCCGUCCCCCUUCCGCCGCGUGGGUGCCAUGGCAACGGAGAGAGACGGCAUCCUGGGUUCCGGAAGCCGGAGAGCUGGAGCUUUGAAGCCACCCCGGUCAAAGGAUGCUGAGUCCGGAGCGCCUAGCCCUACCGGACUACGAGUAUCUGGUUUUAACAGUGUAUGCCAGGGAACACACAUUCUCUUUCGAGAAUUCAGCUUCGUCCAAGCCACCCCCCACAAUAGGGUAUCAUUUUUACGGGCCUUCUGGAGAUGCUUCCGAACUGUGGGCAAAAAUGGCGAUUUGCUGACCAUGAAAGAAUAUCACUGUUUGCUGCAAUUACUGUGUCCUGAUUUCCCGCUGGAGCUCACUCAGAAAGCAGCCAGGAUUGUGCUCAUGGACGAUGCCAUGGACUGCUUGAUGUCUUUUUCAGAUUUCCUCUUUGCCUUCCAGAUCCAGUUUUACUACUCAGAAUUCCUGGACAGUGUGGCUGCCAUCUAUGAGGACCUGCUGUCAGGCAAGAACCCCAACACAGUGAUUGUGCCGACGUCGUCCAGUGGGCAGCACCGCCAACGACCUGCCUUGGGCGAGGCCGGCAUGCUGGAGGGCGUGGAGGCGUCGCUGUUCUACCAGUGUCUGGAAAACCUGUGUGAUCGGCACAAGUACAGCUGCCCACCCCCAGCACUUGUCAAAGAGGCCCUCAGCAAUGUUCAGAGACUGACCUUCUAUGGAUUCCUCAUGGCUCUCUCAAAGCACCAUGGAAUCAACCAAGCCCUCGGAGCUUUGCCUGAUAAGGGGGAUCUGAUGCACGACCCAGCAAUGGAUGAAGAGCUGGAACGGCUGCUGGCCCAGGUCCCAGGCCUGGUCAACUCGGUCACAGCCAGUCCAGAGGCCAGUUGCCUGCCUUCCCGGACCCCUCCCCGGGUUGGCUCUCCCUGGAGACCUCUCCAUCAUUCCCGAAAAGUGGAUGGAGAGAGUGAUGGCUCCACUGAAGAGACAGACGAGUCGGAGACUUGAGGAGUCCAAAGGGUCCUGCCCGCAGCGCCCUGUACCUGCUCCCACCCAGCCCUUGGUGUGCCCACCCAGCCUCCUCUCCAGCACCUUGCUGUGCUGCCCUCUGCUGCUGACAAGGUGAAUAACAGCCCCAAGACCAGCCAGAGGGGCUCUGAUGAUCAGCCCCGCCAGUGGCCCCGGAAGGUGAAUGGCCUGCUCCCCCUGGCCCUAUCAAUCAGCCUGUGAACUUCACUUAGGCCCCAAGCUGACAGACUGUGCUGAGGCCACCUUAUCAAGCCGUAGCCUGUUAGUCCUCCUAACAAGAGCAGUCUCUUCUGAGCCAGCCUCUGCGGGUCCCCCAAUAAGGUUCAUCUCCUCACAGCAACUCCAUUAAGGGGGAGAACCCGAAUAGCCACGCAGGGCCUUGCACCAUCAAGGGUGACACCUGCGACGCAAGUACCAGGAGGACAUAACCGCUGUGGCCUGUUGGAGAACAGCCAGUAGCCUUGGUAAUAUGAAGGGUGGGCCAGAAGAUGAUUUCACUUGCAAAAACUGCUUCAAGUCUUGACCCCUUUGUGUCUAAUAGCUAAACAAACAUGUGAAACGAAUAAAGUCCCUCGUGUCUGGUAA